Molecule: messenger RNA, 675 nt
Organism: Amoebophrya sp. A120
Lineage: Eukaryota; Dinophyceae; Syndiniales; Amoebophryaceae
Source: the annotation of a GenBank genome assembly
AUGACCGGCAGUUUUCAAGCGGCCGGAAGUGUUUUUGCACAUAAAAGAUUUCCAUUUAUCAAGCGGCCGGGGCUUUGCUGUCAAACAAGCCCGGUCGAAAACUAUCGAUUCGCACUGGAUAAAACGACGCAGGGGAGCCGGCAAAAGGGGCGCCCUUCUGAGACGGUCACCGCCUUAGUUUCUGGCGGUUUCGGGCGCCCAAAAAGGGGCGCCCAAAAAGCAGCAGUCCGAAAAAAAACAGCAAAUUCGCAUGGUAUGGGCCUCAUUUUGGCCCACAUUCGGGCCCCGCAAAAGACGCCGCCAAGAUCUGCCAUUUCAGAGGCAGAUUUUUUCGUCGAGAAUUGCACAAAGGAUGAAUACUUAAGCGUACUUAUACGAAAAAAUGGUGAACAGAUUCGUACGUCGAAAAAAAUUGAGCUACAUCAUCCACGACAUUGUCAGUGCCGUUCCGUCAGGCAGUUUUUACGUACAAGAAACAAGCGGGAUUCUGGUUGUUGUAAAUCGUCAUAAGAGCUGCCUCGAUGCUGAUAAUAAAAAAGUAAAACUCCCCUAGCUGCUGUUGCAAUUGCAAAAAGCCUGUUCUACGUAUUGUCGGCGUGGUAGUUGCUCCUUGAUGUAAUACGUCUCCCUCCCCUGUUGAUGCUGAUCUUGAUUCCCGCUAGAAGAUGAUGUAAG